UUUGACAGAUUUUUUAAUAAACAAAUCAAAAAAUAACACACAAGUUUUGUUAUUUUGACUCGUCAUAAGUAGUCCUGAUAAAAAAAAAUAUGAUGUAAAAACCGAUAUAUGAAUAAUCAAACUUUUCAAAUUAAAUUUAAUUCCGAAAAAGACUAACUAAAAUGCGGCAACUUGUCUCUUUCAUAGUUUUGGUCUCCCUUGCAUAUCAGUCCAGGCAACAUGAGUUACAGGGCUUCGAUGAUACCAUCCUGUUUGACAUCAAUUUUCCAGGCAAACUGGCAGAUAUCCACGAUUUGGACGAUGCGGAGGUGAUGUAUGUAACAUCUUCAAUGAAUGAAAAGUAUAAAUGUGUUUUGCCAGCAAUUAAAAAGACUGAAGAGGAUGAUGUCAAGCCCUACUCUGGUCCAAGCCCUUUGGAGCUUAUUGCUCCUAUUUUUCGACAAGGUACAACAUGCUCUUACCGCCUGGAAAGCUAUUGGACAUAUGAAGUGUGUCAUGGUAAAUACAUCAGACAAUACCAUGAAGAUCGGGAGGGUAAAAAAGUUAAAUUGCAAGAGUUCAUAUUGGGGAAAUGGGCUGAGCUGCAUCUUGAGCACCUUAUUGGGAAAACAAAUAAGGAAAGGCUGGAUUUAAACCCCGAGUUUGUUGCUCCUACUAUGAGAAUUGAUAAUAUGGUGCUAUCAUAUUAUGAGAUAACAAUGACAAAUGGUACUGCAUGUGAUCUUAACCAAAAUAAACCAAGAUCUACUAUUGUCAAGUAUGUGUGCUUCCCUGAUGGCAAACAUGAGGUUUACCUGCUGAAAGAACUGUCAACUUGUGUAUAUGAAGUGGUAAUUCUUACUCCUUUGCUCUGUACUCAUCCUAAAUAUAAACCAAAAGAGACAGGCAAUCUUAAUAUUAACUGUGUGCCAACAGAGGGUGCCAAUGCUGAGCCUUACAGUCUUACCAAAUUAAAAAGGGAAAGUUCUAAACUUAAGAGAGCAGCUGAGCUUGACAGGCUUAAGGUAGUUGAGCUUGUACAAUUUAAAUCAGAAGAUGCUGUAACAGGUGACCAAAAAUCCCCUAAAUUUGUCACAAAUAAAGUAUCAGACCCUAGCCCUGUGCAGGAGUUUUUACAAGGGACUCAUUGUCUUUACGGAGGUACUGGUUGGUGGCAGUUUGAGUUCUGUUAUGGAAAAUCAGUGGAGCAGUUUCACAUAGAAAAAGAUGGCUAUAGAACUUCUAUCAAUUUGGGAAUGUUUGACAAGGAAAAACAUUUGGAAUGGAUCAAAGAACAUCCCCACAAAAAGCCUAAACCAUUGGAAGAGAGGAAGCAGCUCAGUCAUUUUUAUUCUGGGGGUAGUGUCUGUGAUAAAACCGGCCAGCCACGCCAAACCGAAGUGAAACUAAAAUGCGUUGAAAACCGGAAAAGUUCCUCAUCGGUGUCCCUCUACCUUUUGGAGCCGAAAUAUUGCGAGUAUAUUUUAGGUGUGGAGUCGCCUCUAAUAUGCGAAAUACUCGAUAAAGCAGACGAGUACGGACUGGUUGAGGUGCCGCUGGAUUUCGAUGACGAUGAGGGAGUUGAAUUAAAAAAGAUUACCAUUAAGUUGUGAGGCGUUAAAUGUGAUUAUUGAUGAUCAAGGUGUAGCAGUAAAAGUGUACAGUGCCCAGCUUAAACGGGCAAUUUUUAAUAAUAAAGACACGUCUGUUCUAAUACUUUGAGGUGUAAUGUAAUUUUAUUUAUUUAUUUCAAUUUCUUUAUUUUCACUUCACCUUUUUCGUAAAUAUUCUUUUUUGUCAAAUAACAUUAAAAUAUGUCCAGUUACACCAUUA
This is a messenger RNA of Anthonomus grandis grandis, 1812 nucleotides long. Its product is annotated as endoplasmic reticulum lectin 1. The transcript has 7 exons. Gene Ontology annotation, biological process: endoplasmic reticulum unfolded protein response; retrograde protein transport, ER to cytosol. NCBI's taxonomy places the organism in Eukaryota, Metazoa, Arthropoda, Insecta, Coleoptera, Curculionidae. The record is from RefSeq and is a predicted model, not a curated record. Gene Ontology annotation, cellular component: endoplasmic reticulum lumen. The coding region runs from base 162 to 1592 and encodes 476 amino acids.